Messenger RNA from Adelges cooleyi (spruce gall adelgid), 786 nucleotides. RefSeq lists its product as uncharacterized. Gene Ontology annotation, biological process: DNA integration. Lineage: Eukaryota; Metazoa; Arthropoda; Insecta; Hemiptera; Adelgidae. Gene Ontology annotation, molecular function: nucleic acid binding; zinc ion binding. Bases 1 to 786 code for a protein of 261 amino acids. The record is from RefSeq and is a predicted model, not a curated record. The transcript has 5 exons.
AUGUGGAACAAAUUAUUAAGUAUCUACGAGCAAAAAUCUGAAGCAGAAGAAUCGAGAAUGUCUCAAGGAGGUUCAGAAGUUGAAGCAGAGGAAUCCAAUGCUUUGACUGUCAAAAGAUUUCAAAAGAAAUUUUUUAAGAAGAAUAGUGGUAAUGUUGGUCCUUGUUUUUGGUGCAAGAAACUAGGUCAUCUCAAGAAAGACUGCAAGAAGUAUCAAAAGUACCAGAAGGAUCUGGGUGAGGCGAAAUCAGAUUCGCCAAGUACAAGUUUAACAGGUCAAGCGUUCUAUAGUGAAUCUUUGGUUACUGAUCGCAAAGAGAAUCAAUGGUAUUUGGAUUCAGGAGCUACUGAACACAUGACAAGCAACAGAGAGUGGUUUGUGAACUAUAAAAAAUUCAGAUCGCCAGUGGAAAUAAGAAUUGGCGAUGGUACAAAUUUACAGGCAGAAGUAAAAGCUUUAAGAAGUGAUAAUGGUUUAGAGUUUGUUUCUAAAGAAGUAACAAGUAUUUUGCAGAAAUAUGGCAUUCGACAUGAAAAAACAAUAGCGUACACACCAGAGCAAAAUUCUGGGGCGGAACGUGAAAUGAGAACUAUUGUGGAAGCAGCACGAACAUUACUUCAUUCAAAGAAGAUGGACUUAUCAUUUUGGGCAGAAGCAGUUAAUACAUCAGUGUAUGUACUCAAUCUUACUGGUAAGAGUACUGUUGAAGGUAAAAGUCCAUAUGAGCUUUAUUUUAAUAAAGAACCAGAUAUAAGGCAUUUAAGGGUAUUUGGAACAGAAAUAUAA